AGCACAAAAACAAAAGUGCACAGUCAAACGAGUUUCUAAAGCGAGCGCUCGCGUUUCGUCCGUAGAAAAAUUGAGUUCGCGCCUCGUAGAAAAUUUAAUUCGCGCGCUUAGGUCGGGAGAAACGUGUUUAAUGUGGUUUUUGGAAACAAAAAUAAAAAUAAAUGUGAAAAAAGAAAUGGACAGUAAAGCAUGUCCAGUGCGUAACGCAUUUAGUGAAUGAAAAGUGCUAGAGUUCAAAGAUACCGUGAGAUAAUGGAGUUGGAAUAGAAGAAAUUCCACGAAAUACAAGUGUGAGCAAAUUUGGUGUACUGAUGGCAGUGUGCGGAAUGCCCGGCUGUGUGUGUGUAAAAUUCACGGUAAAUAAAUAAAUAAAAUUUGUGUACACACACGCAUUGUGUGUAUAUAUUAUACACAGCAUGUUGUGAAGUUGCGGCGCAAAAGAAAGCACGCGAAUAAAACAUAAGAAAAAUUUAAUUACGCCUGCGUCUGGGAAAGUGCGUCGUUCUAUUUUGAAAUCGAUACCAAAAUAAAAAAGAAAAAAAAAGAGGUGACAAACAACAACUAGAACAACAAUGCUUCGCGCCAACAACAACGUUGCAAAGGGAUCAGCGAAGUCUAAAUGCAUCAUUGAGAUCACGUGAAAUGAUCAUUGAGUGCCUCGAAGGUGUGAAAGUAAAAAUCAAGUGAAAAAUGUGAGAAAAAAUAAGGAAUGCUAUGUGACAACAACCACAAAUACUUGCAAACAAAUAAGAUCAAGCGAGCAACAGCAGCGGCAACAACAACAACAAAAACAACAACAACGAGCAAAUCAAGAAAAAUGAUAACCUAAAUAAAUCAAAUUGCUAGUCAAAAAACAACAACAAAGCAACAAAACCCAGGGAACGAAGCCAGAGCAAGAGAGAGGAAAAGUAAGUUAUAGAAGUGAUCCGAAUUCCGAUCCCCAGUGCAUUUUCUCCCCCUAUCUCUACCUCUCUUCGCCACGUUUUUCCCCAAAAUUAAAGUUUUUUUCGGGUUUUCUUUUUCCAUCGAAGAAAGCUUUCGCCAAAGGCUGGAAGAAAGUGCAAAGACAGCAGUGGAGAAAAAUAUUAUCAAAACGUGUUUAAAAUUUAUAACAAUAAAGAAAAGCGACUUAUUGAUUGUUUUCCAUAGAGAUCUUCGGUGGAGAAAUUUAAAUAACAAUCCGUUAAGGAAGUGUCAAAAAUAUAAAGUUGCAAAGGCGGGAAAAGUGGAGAUAGAAAAUAGCAUUCCAACUGACGACAAAGCAGACAUUGAGCAUUAUAUUUGUUGAUUUUUUACGCUGCGGCAGAGACGCCAGCAGCCUGCGCUUCCGCAAUAUUGAUAAGACGGAGUUUGGCUUACUAUGGUCACACUAAAAUGACUUUCGUUUUCUUGGCUUGAAUAUCACUUUUUGACAUGGAUACGACAACAAAAACAUCAUCUGAUGGGGUAUUAUCAGCCACGGCAACGUUAACGCUAGGCAACAUUUGUGUUUUGUGUCGACAAGAGAUGUUGCAAGAUACAUGUUGCUGUCGGCAAGCAGUUAAAGCAGUCAAGGCGUUUACAGGCCACUGCUGUGCGGAAGGUAACAGCAGCGGCAACAGUAAAACAAGCAGUGAAAGCAGUGCGCUUACUAAGGAAUGUUUGAAGAUGAACAUGCCUCCGUUGAUUAGGGAAAGCUGGAUAAAUGGAAAAGUUGAAGCAACAAUUCCGUUGUCUUUUGAAAGCUGGUUAAAUGCAAAAGUUGAAGCAACCGGCAAAAAAAGGGGCAUGAAGUGCAGUAGAGUUGGCGGCGGCGAUGAAAACAACGUUGGCAACACUAAAAACCAUCGACGGCAGCGCGAAAAAUUAAACAUCUUCAGCAAUUGUCACAACAUAUUGCGAACGUUGCAAUCGCUACUGCUGCUCAUGUUCAAUUGUGGCAUAUUUAACAAGCGACGUCGGCGGCAGCAGCAACACCAGCAGCAAUCAAAUGUAAAUUUCACAAAAUUCCUAUUGCUGUUAGAAACAAUGGCAGCAGCAACCACAAGACUGAGUUUAAGCCCUAACAAUUACAACCAACAACAACUAAAACAUAAUCAACAGCUGCCACAUAAAAAACAACAGUCAGAGAAGCAAGAUCGUUAUCACUACAACAAGCGUCAUUAUCAUCACUGGAAUAGUGGUCUUAUCUGGAUAUUUGCCCUCAAUAUCGUAUUCAUCCAUGCCACCGCAUCUAUCGUGCUGCCACCAGAAUUGCAGCAUCUGCCACACAACGAUAUAGCCGAUAAUCUGAAUGCUCUUUCAGUAUCAACGCAUUCGCGACCGCCUAGGAGUCAAUCAAACGAAACCAUGCGACUGUCACAAAAUAUACAACCUUGUAAGUCACUCGAUAUUCGAAACCUGGUGUCGGGCUUUAGCCAACUGGAGAACUGCACGGUCAUCGAGGGUUUCCUGUUGAUCAACUUGAUAAACGACGCCAGUCCCCUGAACCGAUCGUUUCCGAAACUUACAGAGGUCACGGAAUUCGUUGUGGUUUACCGAGUAACGGGACUGCACUCGUUGUCGAAGGUUUUCCCCAACCUGAGCAUCAUCAGGGGGGUGAAACUGAUUGACGGAUACGCCCUAGUGGUGUACUCCAAUAUGGACCUCACCGAUUUGGGGCUACCCAGACUGCGAGCGGUGACCAGAGGCGGUAUUCGGAUCGAGAGGAACCGGAAGAUGUGCUACGAUAGGACCAUCGACUGGCUGCCCAUUAUGUCAUCGAAUGCGACCCAGUCGCAGGUGGUCCUCCUGGAGAACGCCAAGCCGCAGGAGUGCGAGGAGUCCAAGUGUCCGGGGGAGCUGAGGUAUAUAGAGGGCCACGACUCCAUGGCUGUCGGCGGCGAACCUAACGUCAGUUGUCGGGAGUACGGUGAUCACAAGCGCUUCUGCUGGGACAGCAAAGUCUGCCAAACAUUUUGUCCAGAGAAAUGCCGGAACAACUGCCUGGAUGAGGACACCUGUUGCAGCAAUGACUGUCUGGGUGGCUGCGUCAGGGAUCAAAACGGCAAGGAGAGCUGUAUCGGCUGUCGAAAUUUUUCGUUAAACAACGUUUGUGUGGAUUCCUGUCCGAAGGACUAUUAUAUUUACGAUAGUCGCUGCGUAACUUGGAAUGAGUGCAUCAGGCUGGUAAAGUUUGACGCCGGCAAGGAGUUGCCUGGAAUUCCCUAUGAAGGCCAAUGUGCCCAGCGGUGUCCCCCGGGGUUCAUGGAGCAGGAGCACACCUGCGUUCCUUGUCCGGGCGGAAAGUGCGAGAAGCCGUGCAAAGCCAGUCUCAUCGACAGUUUGGAGCGGGCACGAGAAUUAAAUGGCUGCACAUCAAUAUACGGAAACACUGCUCUGACCAUCAGCAUUAAACGUGAGAGCGGAGCUCACGUCAUGGAGGAACUGGAGUUUGGUCUGGGUGCUAUCCAUACAAUUGAAACGUCGCUUAUGGUUCACCUGACCUAUGGAUUGAAGUCACUAAGGUUCUUUCAAUCCCUGACCGAGAUUAGAGGCGAAUCUAAUGACACAGAGAAUUUUGCUUUGUACGUGCUGGAGAAUCGCGAUCUGGAGGAGCUCUGGAAUCCCAACCAAACGGUGUUCAUUCGGAAUGGCGGCGUCUUCUUCCAUUUCAACCCGAAACUGUGCGUAUCCACGAUCAACAAGCUGCUGCCGAUGUUGGCCUCCAAGCCAACGUCCUUCGACAAGCGCGAUGUGGCCAUCGACUCAAACGGAAACCGUGGAUCCUGUGGAACCGCUGUUCUCAAUGUUACUUUGGGAACUGUGAGUUCCUUCAGUGCUGAGCUGAAAGUCACGUCGAAGGUGGAGAUAGGAGAUCCCCAAGGGCCGACCAAUGCAACAAUCAUUUUCAAGGAUCCCCGUGCCUUCAUCGGCUUUGUGUUCUAUCAUAUGAGGGAUCCGUAUCGGAACGCCAGCAAGGGCAGUGAGGAUCCAUGCGACGAUCGCUGGAAGGUGAGCUCCCCGGACAAGAGCGGCUCCUUGUAUGUGACCGACCUGAUUCCCUACACUUGGUACGCCUACUAUGUCCGCACAAUGGCCAUUUCUUCGGAGGCGACGAAUGCGGAGAGCGAGGUGCAUUACUUCAGGACAAAUCCGGGAAAACCUUCAAGGGUCACCGAUGUAAUGGCCACCGCCAUUUCAGAUUCGAAAAUUAACCUCACAUGGAGCUACCAAAACAAACCUUAUGGCAAACUGGCACGCUUCUUUGUCAAGGCCAAACUGAUUAGUCGCCCAUCCCGUAUCCCCAAUCGAGAUUACUGCGGCGAACCUCUUGUCAAGGCAUUGGAUUAUGACAUGCCGCCCACGACUCCCACGAAGAAAACGCCGGAUCCUUUGGUUGACGACUGCAAAUGCGUGGAGAGCCCCAAGAAGACCACGAGCCACAACUAUGACGACCGAGUGGUCCAGGCCGGCAUGGAGUUUGAAAACGCGUUGCAGAACUUUAUCUUCGUGCCGAGCUCACGGAACCGGAACAGAAACGUCUCGGCUGACAUAAAAGCCAUGGCCGCAGCCCUCGAUUCGAAUGCAAUUCCAAAUGGCGGAGGUAUGAAGUCCGCCCGCCAAAAAAGGGAGCUCGUCCUGGAACCAGAGAUCGAUAAUGGCAGUGUGCUGCUCCGCCACGUUCGUUCACUCAUGUAUAAUUCCGAAUCCGAUAAAGAAGAGGCAACCUACACGAACGAAAGCGUGUGGUCUGCCAACAAAGAAUAUUAUGAGGUGUUUGCCCAGGAAUUGCCACCGAAUCAAACGUCUUUCGUGUUCCAAAACCUGCGCCACUUCACCCGCUACACUAUUUUCGUGGUGGCGUGCCGAGAAGCCAUUGCCAAUGAUAAGGGUCCCUUCUGCAGCGCCUACGAUCCUGUCUUUCCAACAACCAAAAGGAAGGACUUCGCUGAUCUGGCACAGAAUCUUACCGUGGUUCCGGAACACGCCAACAACACGGAGUCCUCGGUUCGCGUGCGAUGGUUCCCACCAGUCGAUCCCAACGGCUUGAUAGUCACCUACGAAAUAGCCUACAAGCUGCAGAAACUCGAUCAAGUCGAGGAAAAGAAGUGUAUCCCGGUGGAGGACUUCAACCAGACGAUGGGUUAUCCGCUGAAGCUCAACGAGGGCAAAUACAGCUUCCGCGUGCGAGCGAACUCAUUGGCGGGAUUCGGCGAGUAUACGGAACUUAAAUUCAUUGAAGUGGAGCCUCCGCCGAGCUACGCAAAGUACUUCAUCUGGCUGGCGGGCACGGGCAGUGCCCUGUUGAUCAUCUCCCUCAUAGGCUACGUUCGUCACCUGCGCAAGAGAGGUCCUUCGCGCGACCUGCACAUGAACACGGAGGUCAAUCCGUUCUACGCGAGCAUGCAGUACGUGCCCGACGACUGGGAGGUGCUGCGGGAUAACAUCAUCCAACUGGCGCCGCUUGGCCAGGGAUCCUUCGGCAUGGUGUACGAGGGCAUCCUGAAGGCUCUGUCCGGCAAUGGAGUGGAUCGGCCGUGUGCCAUCAAGACGGUCAACGAGAACGCCACGGAUCGCGAGCGAAUCAAUUUCCUGAGCGAGGCGAGCGUGAUGAAGGAGUUCGACACGUACCACGUGGUUCGACUGCUCGGGGUUUGCUCGCGGGGUCAGCCCGCUCUGGUGGUCAUGGAGCUGAUGAAGAAGGGCGACCUAAAGUCCUACCUGCGGGCCCAUCGCCCCGAGGAGCGGGACGAGGCCAUGAUGGCGUACCUCCAUCGGAUCGGCGUGACAGGAAACGUGCAGCCGCCUACCUACGGAAGGAUCUACCAGAUGGCCAUCGAGAUCGCGGAUGGAAUGGCCUACCUGGCGGCCAAGAAGUUUGUGCAUCGCGAUCUGGCAGCUCGGAAUUGCAUGGUAGCUGAGGAUUUGACCGUUAAGAUCGGCGACUUCGGCAUGACCCGCGAUGUCUACGAAACGGACUACUAUCGCAAGGACACCAAGGGUCUGCUGCCAGUGCGCUGGAUGCCGCCGGAGAGCUUGAAGGACGGCGUCUACUCGAGUGCCAGCGAUGUGUUCAGUUUCGGAGUGGUCCUCUGGGAAAUGGCCACCUUGGCGGCGCAGCCAUAUCAGGGAUUGUCCAACGACCAAGUGCUGCGCUUCGUCAUCGAUGGCGGAGUGAUGGAGAAACCCGAAAACUGCCCGGAUGUGCUGCAUAAGCUCAUGCAAAGGUGCUGGCAGCAUCGACCUUCGGCGAGACCCAGUUUUCUGGACAUCAUCUCGUACCUCGAGCAGCAGUGUCCCGAUUCGAACUUCAAGGACGUGUCCUUCUACCACUCGGAGGCGGGUCAGCAGCACAGGGAGAAGGAGCGCAAGGAGCGCAGCCAGCUGGACGCCUUCGCAGCGGUUCCCUUGGACCAGGACCAGCAGGAGCCGGAGCAGCAGGAGGAUGCCACCACACCGCUGCGGAUGGGAGACUCCUCCCUGGAUCAGCCGGCCGAGAGUCCCAUCGCCUUGGUGGACGACCAGGGCACCCAUUCGCCGUUCAGCAUGCAAUCCGGACUAAUUGCGAGCAGUACUCCCGAUGGCCAGACGGUUAUGCCGACCGCAUUCCAAAACCUACCCGCCAUGCAAGGCGACGAUACGUCCGCCUACGUUCAACCAGAUCCGGAGGCCUUGGGCGGCGAAGCGGGGUACGAGUUAUACGAUCCCAGUCCGAAGGUAGCGGAGCUGCCGACGAGCAGGAGCGGAAGCACUGGCGGCGGAGGGAAGCUCAGUGGGGAGCAGCACUUGCUGCCGAAGAAGACCCGCCAGCCGGUCAUCAUGAGCAGUUCCAUGCCCGAUGACGUCAUCGGCGGAUCCUCGCUGCAACCCUCGACCGCUUCGGCAGCCAGUUCGAAUGCCAGUUCCCACACGGGACGCUAUCCCAGCUUGAAGAGAGUGGUGGCGGACACGCUUCGCAAUCGGACCAACAUGUUCAACCGCCACCUGUUCAACCACAAGCGAACAGGGAGCAACGCCAGCCACAAGAGCACCGCCUCGAAUGCUCCAAGCACCAGUAGCAACUCCAAUCUGACGAGUCAUCCGGUGGCCAUGGGCAACCUGGGAACCAUCGAGAGCGGAGGCAGUGGCUCGGCGGGCAGCUACACGGGAACACCCCGCUUCUAUACGCCCACGACCACGCCCAUCGGUGGAAGCGUGGGGCUGGCCAUCAGCGACAAUCCGAACUACGGACUGCUGGACGAAUCGGUGGCCAGCGACCAGGCCACCAUCCUCACGACCAGCAGUCCCAAUCCGAACUACGAGAUGAUGCAUCCGCCGGGCAGUCAGAUCAGCAAGAACCCCAACUACAUGGCCAUGAACAAUCCCUCUCAGCCUGUCCAAAUGGCGGGGGUGACCAUCAGCCACAAUCCGAACUACCAGCAGAUGCAGGCGCCGCAGAACGCACGCCACAGCAGCUCCGACGACGACAACGGACUGGAUGAGGACGACGAGGACGACGACGACGUGGACGACGAGCACGUGGAGCACAUCAAGAUGGAGCGCAUGCCGCUGAGUCGUCCGCGGCAGAAGGCGGUGCCCAGCAAGACGCAGCCGCCGCGCAGUCGCAGUGUCAGCCAGACGAGGAAGUCGCCCACGAAUCCCAACUCCGGAGUUGGAACCACGGGGACGGGCAACAUGUCCAACCUGCUGAAGGAGAGCUGGCUGCGACCGGCGAGCACGCCGAGGCCUCCGCCGCCCAAUGGAUUCAUCGGACGGGAGGCGUAAUCCUCGAGAGCCGCAGAUCGGCGGCGGGGGAACCUGUAUAUAGAUGAGCUUGUGGGAUGAGCGAGGGGGAACCGCGCGCAGGAUACGGAGCAGCAAACUUUUGCCGCAAGCCAAGCUUCCUUGACUUUGACUCUUCCCUUUGCCUGCAAGCUGGGGCACCGAGAUUUUGAACAAAGGAGUAGGGGAGUCGGAAAGCGACUCGAUCCUUGCCUGGUAGCCAAGAUGCCUCAAAAGAAAAGUUAUCAUUCAUUUUGCAAAUCCUUUCUUUAAUGGGAAAAACUCAUGUUAAUCCCAAUUCCUUUAGAAAACAAUUAUACUUGACUCUUUUUUGGUUGCAAACCAAUUUAGUAAAACUGAGAUUCAAAUUCAAUUUUUUCAAAUAUUAUUUCGAGACUUUUAGUCAACAAUAAUACAAAAAAUAGUUACAAUUUAUUGAAACCUUGACUUGAUUGCCAGGAACCAGCCAAAGAUUGCUUAACGCUACCAGGACUCUUUGUUCAAAACCUCGAAUUGCCCCAAUCGCACAUGUAAAAUAUCAAUAGUUUCGAUUAAGCCUAUUUAUGUUUACGUAUUCGUUUAGUAUUUACUCUACAUUUUUUUGUUUGUUUAUAUUAAUGAACUAGAGACGUUAACGCAAUACAAAACUAGAGUGGGGAAAGCAUCAAGCAGAGAGAAAGAGAGAGCGAUAGCGAAAGCAGAGAGAGCAGAGAAACAGGAGAAAACAAAAACAAAAACAAAAAACAAACAAAAGCAAAAGCAAAACAAGUCCUACAUGCAAAUAACAAAAGUACAAAAGCCAACAACCAACCAACCUAAGUACCGUUUAAAUAGACAUACAAAUUCUACCAAUUAUUACUUAUAACUCAUACCUACUACGUAUAUUAAUUAUGAUAAUUUUUAGUACCUACCAAACAAAUCGCGGAGGAAAGGCGAGGCGAGAGUAAGAGGAAGAGCAGCGAAAGGGAACGGAACGAAACGUAACGUAGCGAAACGUAACGUAACGGAACACAAGCAAAAACAGAAAUAGAUAAACUAUAUUCAACAGCAAACAAGCAAUACAAAAACAAAACAACAACUGUCUUCACUGAGUUAGCUAGCGAUAGUUAUAAUUAUCCAAAUACCAGCCUAAACGUAACUAAAUUUAAAUGUACUCAGCUAAUUUCAAAUGCAUGUCGCAAUGCCUUGCAAGUUUUUAGCACGUUUACCCCCUGAUUUUUAUUUAUAUAUUUACACCUACACCUACAUACAUAUAGUGUACAUUUAAAACAAGUGGUAAGUGUUGCUUGAUUGUGCAUAAGUCACUUGUAGUUUCUUAUCUUUUUAUUGCGUAAUUAUAAUAUUUAUUUUCAACACGCCCCCCUGUACAUAGAAAUUGUAAAUGAAGCGAAUCGCAUAGGGUAACUGGCAAAAGUUUGCUCCGCUCUAAAAGUACCAUCUACAUACUUGGCUCCGAUCAGAUCAGGUAUAUAUAGCCAUGUAGCUAUAGCUGGAUCGACAUCGAGCGAAAGCAGAGCGCAGUAGCAAACCAAACAACUUUUGUUCAUUCUUUUUUUUUGUUUUCUAAAUUAAUUUUCGUUGAAGCCAAGCUUCGGAGAGAGAAUUAAAGAGGAAGAGGAAACCAUAACGUAAUUUCAAACUGAGAGCUUAAGUAACUGAUGCAUCAUAAUUAUUGUAUACAAAAUCUGCUGUCGUUUUUUAUACAACAACACAUGCUAUAUACGAAGCAAAAGCAUUUUAUUGUAACUAACUAACUAUAGAUAAAAGCAAAACUAAACGAAAGAAAAGAAAAGAAAAGAAAAGAAAAACUCCAUAGACUCAUAUACAACAUUUUUCACUAGACCUAAAUAAUCUGCCAUAUGCCAUUAACUCAAAUAUGAACAAGAAACCGGACGGAUUUUGUUUUUCUUUAAUUUAAUUAUUCAACAAUAGCUCAUAGACGAAACAAUAGACAAAUUAUAUACCGUAUAUAUUUACACAUAGUUAAGAACUGAACGUGAUAUGUUUGCUGAGUGUACUAUCCUGACAGUUCUCCGAUUUCUGGCACAAAAAACUGAAAACCGGAAAACGGAACCCCAAGUCCAAUCCCGAUUCAAGAACUUACUUCAAAGCCACACAACAUUCUCUUGAAAAUCUGAAAUAAGCAAUAAACCACUUUAGCAACAGCAACAGCAACAACAUUUACAUUAUCGACAACAACUGCAACAAAUGGAAUUUUUAAACGAAAAACAACUACAACAAAAGUAUUCGAUAUUUGCCUUCGCUCUUUAUAUUAUUAUAUAUUUAACUAUACAAACACAUAUAUAUUUAAUGACUAAAUGAAAGCAAAGAAAAGCAGAAACAAACAAAAACACACGCAUGUGCAACGUUUUUUGUUUUUAUUUUAUAGAUGCAAAGCGAAAACAAGGAAACUAAAUAUUUAAAUGAAUUAUACAAAUUACUUAGAUUGUAGGCAUCGUAAGAAGGAUAGAGGGAAUGAGUGGAAAGCUGGUGGAAACCUUGAACUAAUUUUAGUAUAUAAAGUUAAAAGGAAGAAAACAACUAGUGCUAAUUAUAUAAACAAAACUGGGAAGCAAGCGAUAUUUACACUGAAAAAAAUUACAAAAAAAAAAACAAAAACGAAACAAAAAGUAACAAAAAUAAAACAAUUAUUUUAAUUUAACUACGUAAUACGCUAUAUGCAUAACGAAACAAUAGAUAUUCUACACAAAAUCCACGUGCACACGGACACCCAUACACACAUUUACAUACAUACUACACAUACACACAUACACACACACACACACACACACACUAAAAAGACUGAAAGAUAUAGUUCCUUUUGUUUUUAUGUAAAUAAAAAAUGCGAAAGAAAAAGAAAUUCUAACGAAAAUUGUAAACUUAAAAGCGAUGCAUGCGAAGGUGGAAAAACGUAAAAACAA
Messenger RNA from Drosophila ficusphila, 10643 nucleotides. RefSeq names its product insulin-like receptor. The coding region runs from base 1414 to 7725 and encodes 2103 amino acids. Gene Ontology annotation, molecular function: ATP binding; insulin receptor activity; insulin receptor substrate binding. The record is from RefSeq and is a predicted model, not a curated record. Gene Ontology annotation, cellular component: insulin receptor complex; axon; membrane. The transcript has 13 exons. Lineage: Eukaryota; Metazoa; Arthropoda; Insecta; Diptera; Drosophilidae. Gene Ontology annotation, biological process: cell surface receptor protein tyrosine kinase signaling pathway; positive regulation of kinase activity; multicellular organism development.